This is a messenger RNA of Sorghum bicolor (sorghum), 1646 nucleotides long. RefSeq lists its product as uncharacterized. The record is from RefSeq and is a predicted model, not a curated record. Bases 101 to 1255 code for a protein of 384 amino acids. The transcript has 2 exons. Lineage: Eukaryota; Viridiplantae; Streptophyta; Magnoliopsida; Poales; Poaceae. Gene Ontology annotation, molecular function: protein binding.
UCUUCAUCUUCAGUCCAGUCCACUUCUCUCGCUCGCUGCCCGCCGCCCGCCGCCCGCCGCCCGCCAAACCAAUCCCCCUCGCGCCGGCCGCAAUCCAGGCAUGCCGCCGCCGCCGCCGGUCCUGGUGGAGGAGCACGUCGAGGAGAUCCUCCUCCGCUUCUCGCCACAACAUCCCGCGUUCCUAUUCCGCGCCGCGCUCGUCUGCAAGCGCUGGUGCCGCCUCAUCUCCAGCCCCGGCUUCCGACGCAGGUACCGCGAGUUCCACCGCACGCCCCCGAUGCUGGCGAUCCUCGUCAACGCCGAGGUCGAUUCCGACGGCUCCAGCGUGUCCCGCUUCGUGCCCGGAAGACCCGCCUUCUGCCUGCCGCUCCUCGAGUCCCGCAGAUGGCGCGUGCUCGACGCACGCCACGGCCGCGUCCUCACCCGCCGCGUCGGCCGGGAGCCAGCAGCGGAGGCUGCCGGCGUCGAACUCCAAGUCUGUGAUCCCAUCACCAUGGAGCGGCGGAUGGUGCCCAUCCCGUCGCCGCGGGUGCUCUGUUUGGCUGCGGCGGUUCUCUGCUCUUCCACCCCCGAUGCGGGCGCCUGCGAUCACCUUGAUUGCCAUCGUGGACCCUUCCUCGUGGUUUUCGUGGGCUGCCUUCAUCUCGAUAGGAGGACCUUCAUCUACACCUUCUCAUCUGAAACUGCUGCAUGGAACGGCCCAAUCUUCACUCAGCUCUCAAUCAGCGCCACUCCUCCACGGAUGACCAGCAAGUGUGUGGGGAAUGCGCUCUACUUUGGGUUUCCAAUGUCAGACACAAUCCUCAAGUACGACCUUCAAUCGGGACACAUCUCUGGGAUUGAAUUCCCAACUGAAUGUUCCUUCAAUCAGUCAAAUGUGUUCAUAACCACGGAGGGUGGUGGACUGGGGAUUGCCAGCGUACAUCACUACGCGCUCCACACAUGGUCCAGGGACGAUGCUGUUGGGUGGAUGCAAACCAGAGCCAUUGAGAUCCAGAGCCUGCUCCCUGUCGACACGCUCUUGGGGUCAGCUGAACCUCGUGUGGCUGGCUUUGCAGAUCGCUUUGGUAUGGUUUUCUUGUUGGUGAACAAUGUGCUCUACUUAGUUCAUCUCUCGACCUAUAAGGCGACGAAGAUUUUCAGGGGCAUUGGCAUAAGUAUCAACAGUGUUGUCCCUUACAUGAACUUUUACACUCCAGCUUUGGGAGCAUCCUGUACAAAUGAGGGGCCAAGUGCUGGUGGCUCAAGUGCAUGAAAGACUUGAGGUGCUCAUGUGAGAGCUCGCGCAAGGGAAAACUGGGUAGCAGUAAUGGUAACUAGCAUGAGAUUUUUGGUCGGACACACAAUUUGGAUCCAUGAGAUCGUUAUUGGCCUUAACCUGUUAGCCUUUAUGGUUUAUGUUUCUCUUCAACUUUUUAGCUAUGAAAGCCCAAAGUCAUAUCGGGUUGUUUACCCCUGAAUUGUCCUACUUGGACUGUGACUAUAUGUGGUUCAGGAUUCUUGCUUGUGAUGAAAACCUGAAAUCUGCAUAUUGUUCAUUCCUCUUCUAAAAAAGUUUAGGCCCUAGAAUUGAGCAUUGUGAAACCAAAACACUGCAAUUUCAUAUGGUCUAUGCUGUUCCUACAUAAUUUUGGUGUGUUUCAACA